GUCAGCAAAUAGCUCACGCGCCAUGCUGCAUUGGCCAUGUGUACCGGUUUGAUCUAGUUUUAAGACAGCGGGUCAUAACGGUCUAAAGCCAAUGUUGGUAUUUAUAGUCUAUUAUAGAUCAAUAUACACUGUCUUACACCCGGAUCAAAUAACCCAAUUUCAUCUUACUCUACGUUAUAUUAUGGCAUUUUGUAGACUUGAGUUUGGUCCGCAUCCACAAGACAUGUAAACGCACAUUUUCACGAGUUUUACAAAUUAUUUAAUAAUUUAAGAAAUAAAAUGAAAAAUACAGUACUCUAAUUAAGUCUGUCUUUGGAUUCUUUGCACGUAGCUCUCAUUACUGAAGUUAGAUAAUCCAAAAUGGUCUACUCGUCAGUUCCCAUAGACAGAGGAUGGGCAUGGAUGAUAGGAUUUGGUGCCUGCGUACAAAACAUCAUUUUGCUCGGUGUGCUUAAAUCAUUUGGUAUUGUACUGGUAGAAAUCAUAGAAGAGUUUGGUUCGUCAUCUUCAAUGGCAUCAGCUAUCAUCAGUGUCCAAUCAACAUGCCAUGGGUUUACAGUUCCGGUUGUUCUGCAUAUACUAACAGCAAUAUUCAGCAUAAGACAAGUUAUGUUAUGUGGAUCUGUUAUAGCUUCUUUGGGUGUUGGACUAGGGUUUUUUGCUAUGAAUGUUGAAUUCCUUUUAUUUACGUAUGGAGCUUUACUCGGAAUUGGCAAUGCCUGUCUGUAUGCACCAAGCUUAGUAAUGAUAGGCCAAUACUUUGAUAAAAGACGCGGACUGGUUACAGCUUUAGCAGUGGCUGGUGGUAGUGUCGGACAGUUGACCGCACCGCCGGUUAUAAGAUAUCUGUUUGAUACUUAUGGUUUUCGUGGAGGGCUUCUUUUAAUGAGUGCUCUAACACUCCACUGCGCUGUAACUAGUUCCUUAAUGAGACCCGUUUCUUAUUAUACUCACAACGCAGAGAUAGAAAAUUCAAAACCUAGAACCUUGUGUUGUAAUAAAGGAUCAAAUGAAAGUGUUACUCAAGAGCAACUUGAGCCACUGGAAAAGAACACAAGUAACGGAGUGGUCUCCAAGAUGCAAAACGGUGACACAGAAUCAGAUGAAAAGACAUCUUGUGCAAAUCUCAUAGAACUGUCAUUACUAAAGAAUGUCAAAUUUAUUUUAUUACUCUUAUCUUCGUGCCUUGGAACGGUGGGCGCCAUUUAUAUAGGCAUGUAUAUACCACCACAUGCAAAGGAUCUAGGCUUCAAGGACCAUCAAAUAGUUUGGUUUAUAACCAUUAUCGGAGCUUCUGAUUUAGUGGGCCGAGUAGCAUGUGGUGCGCUAGCUGAUACCAGAAUUAUUCAGUGCCAAAAUUUAUUAAUCGCUUCCUUUCUUAUAAACGGUUUAUUUGGCAAUUUGGUGUUUUCACUUAGUCGAUACUGGCAUUUCUGUGUAUUUUGUGUAAUGUAUGGAUUGUUGGGGAGCCACUACUUUUCCCUCAUCAGUCUGAUUUUAGUAGAUUUCUUUGGACUAAAGAUGCUUACUAAAUCGUUUGGCUUCUUGAUUUUCUUGGAGGCUAUUACUAACGGUAUAGGGCCAUUGAUACUGGGUUAUUUAAGAGAUGAAACUGGUGAUUAUCUGGCAUCAUUCUACUACAUGGGUAAUACGUCUAUACUGGCGGCUUUUAUACUAUUUACAACGCGGUUUUUCCAUUCAAACUUAAUCUAUAGGAAACCAUCUAUAGUAGUAGAUCCAGAAAAUAAUAAAAGUUUGUUGAAAUCACCAGUCAGCUAAACAUACGAAGUCUUUAGUUGAGGUUCCAGAAUUUCUUCACCCGAUAUUCUAGGUUUCAGUCGUAAGGAAUGGCGUUAGUGGGUACAGAUGAAGUCCUACUCCUACACCAACAUAUGUUAGUGAAUGCAGAUUAGUCUCAUGAAGACUUUGGUAUCCUCAGCACCGUUAAAUUUUAUUAACAUACAAAAUAUAGUUCAAUUGUGAAAUUUAUAUCUAAUUUAUGGAAAAACAAAUUUGGAUUACUUUGUCCAUGGAACUAGUUUAAAAAAUGUAUCCCCCUGUGUUAAACAGAAUAUUGCGUACUGGGAGAACAGACUAGAAGAACACUAAUAAAUAUUAUGGUUAUAGAUGUUACUGACAAAAUCCAAAAUUAAUGAUUAGGAACAAUACAUACAUUACUUUGGAAGAGAAACAUCGAAGCCAAAAUCAGCCCCUUCUCGCGGGAUUUAAUUAUGGUACGCAUGUCUUCAUUAACAGAUAUAUCGUAUAAUUUCAAAUCACAAUCAUUAUUUGUGUGUUUCUGAUAUAUUGCGUCUAUACGUGUAUAUAUUUGAUUAAUCAAAUUAAAAUGAAUUGUAUGUUUUUUGUUUUUGAUAUGUAUAUACUACACAUCAUAUGAAAAAAGUCAAAUCGUUUCAUGGAUAAGCGACCCCCCCCCCCCCAAAAAAAAAACAACCCACUACCUUACUGGUUUUUGUCGGUGUUUAGUAAAACCGUUUCUUUCAAAUUUCGAUCAUCUUGGACAUCAUGUGUAGAAUAAGUAUAUCUUUGCUUGUAGGUCAUGUUUUACAAUACCAUGGGCGCUACUUGCCCAGAAUCGCCCGUCUGAUUAAGACCGUUGUUGCCAAUAUUAUAAUUCGAAAUCAUUUUAUCACUUUUUUUAUACAAUCAUUUAAAGUUUGGACAUAUAUAACAUAAUUUCCUUGUCGGUUCUUGUCGGGGAUUAGUUGAACAGUUUCUUUUGGUACAACGAGGAACUGAAUGUGAGCCCUUUAAGUGUAUUUGCUGUUAUGAUAAUUUAAUUUAUAGUGUGUUUUGUCCACAAGAAAAAUAAUCCGAUUCAAUACAAUAAUUUCAAAGGACAUUAAUAUUCAUUAUGCAAUAUACAUGUGUGUUAUUGGGAUUUAUGUACGAAUAUAUUAUCUUAUUGUACGUGUUUUGUUAGAUAUUUAUAUUGGUUUGAUAUCCUUCCAUAUCGUGCCGAAUAACUUUUACAGAGCAUUUCAUUAAACUUAACAGAAAAUAUUAGUCUGUUGUACACACGCAAUCAUUUUAUAUAUAAACAUUGGAGUUUUA
Patella vulgata (common limpet) is the source of this 3075-nucleotide messenger RNA. RefSeq names its product monocarboxylate transporter 3. Gene Ontology annotation, molecular function: monocarboxylic acid transmembrane transporter activity. The transcript has 7 exons. Gene Ontology annotation, biological process: transmembrane transport; monocarboxylic acid transport. The record is from RefSeq and is a predicted model, not a curated record. Bases 361 to 1779 code for a protein of 472 amino acids. NCBI's taxonomy places the organism in Eukaryota, Metazoa, Mollusca, Gastropoda, Patellidae.